AUGGCCAGUAGCACCCAGCCUCCCUACAUGACCCCAGUCAUCCCCUUCUCUGGGUUCAUCCAAGGGGAUCUCAAGGAAGGACUUGAGAUCACUGUCAAUGGGGCCGUUUUAGCCUUCCGUGGAAUCAGGUUUGCUGUGAACUUUCAGAUUCGCCGUAGUGACAAUGACAUCCUUCACUUCAACCCACGGUUUGAAGAGGUGGUGUGUGUGGUCUGCAACACGAAGCGGAAAGGACGCUGGGGGCCAGAGGAGAGGAAGACGCCACUGUCCUUACAGAGGGGGAGUCCCUUUGAGCUCAGCGUCCUGGUGCAGAGCUCCCAUUUCCAGUUUGAGGCAUAUUUAAAUAACACCCCAGCCUUGUGGGCUGGGACUGUGGCUUGUUCAGUUGUGUGUCCCCAGCACUCUGCACAGUACCGGGCACACAGGAGGGACCAGAAGCAAACAAUCAUCCACAAGGUGCUGAGCACUCCUCCACAGAUGGACGCGAAUCCCGCAGUCCCACCUCCAGCAUAUCCCAACCCAGCCUAUCCACUGCCUUUCUUCACCAACAUCCCGGGUGGGCUGUACCCCUCCAAGAACAUCACCGUGUCGGGCACCGUCCUGCCCAGUGCUCAGAGGUUCUACAUCAACCUGCACUCUGGGAAUGACAUCGCCUUCCACCUGAACAUUCGUUUCGAUGAGAACGCCGUGGUCCGCAACACACAGAUCAAUGGCUGUUGGGGGCCUGAGGAGCGAAGCCUGUCAGGAAAAAUGCCCUUCACCCGGGGCCAGAGCUUCUCGAUGUGGAUCACGUGCGAAAGCCACUGCCUCAGGGUGACCGUGGAUGGUGGGCACCUGUGUCAUUACUACCACCGCCUGAGGGACCUGCCCGCCAUCAACAACCUGGAGGUGGGGGGCGACAUCCAGCUGAGCCACGUGCAGACAUAGGCGGGAUCCCUGCCCAGGGGACGAGGGCUGGGGCAUGUUGCUGUCCGGAUCUGCUUAUCACCUCCACCUUCCCUGUCCCUGCCCCAGCCCUUCCCAGCCUGCCGAGGAUCUCUGCUGGGGAGACCACGUCCUUGUCUGGCCCUGCUGAGGCUGCAGCCAGCCUGGAGUGGCGAGGGCUGCUGGCUGGGACUGCCUUCCUCGGUCGGGGCAGGACCUGGGGCUCCAGCUGCCCAAGUCCUACCAUCCGAGGAGAGGGGUGGUCCGUGCAGGCCACAGCCCUGUGGUCAGUCCCCUCGGCAGAAAGGGAGGUCCUGGGCCUUCCGAAGCACCCAGCCCAAGCCUACACCCCAUCUGCCCCUCAACGACAUUCCCGCCCCACUCAGCUCCACCUCAGUCCCAGGCCACCAGCUGUGUCCUCCACGGGGGAGGCGGUGUCCUCGGUCCCUCCCCAUUCUCCUACCUUCUGCCUCUCCCGCACCUGCAACCUCGCUCCAGAAAAGCUGCCCUGAGGACACCCUGCUGGUUUCCACCAACUGAUGGGAACUGUCUCAGCAGGGGGCUCUCCCUUUCCCGGUGUCAUUCAGAGAAAGAAAGAAAAAUGCUUGUC
Molecule: messenger RNA, 1534 nt
Organism: Diceros bicornis minor
Lineage: Eukaryota; Metazoa; Chordata; Mammalia; Perissodactyla; Rhinocerotidae
Product: galectin-9-like
Molecular function (GO): carbohydrate binding
Source: RefSeq, a predicted model, not a curated record